Messenger RNA from Necator americanus (New World hookworm), 717 nucleotides. RefSeq lists its product as uncharacterized. The coding region runs from base 1 to 717 and encodes 238 amino acids. Gene Ontology annotation, cellular component: nucleus. The record is from RefSeq and is a predicted model, not a curated record. Lineage: Eukaryota; Metazoa; Nematoda; Chromadorea; Rhabditida; Ancylostomatidae. The transcript is spliced from 7 exons.
AUGAGUAAUUUCGAACAAUUCUACAACGAUAUUAAAGCUACUGAAAAGGAAGAUGCUGUUCUUACAUCACAACAGCAAUUGGAUCGGCUCCUUCGUCCUGGUUCAACAUACUUGAACUUGAAUCCAUUCGAGGUCCUCCAAAUCGAUCCAGACACUGAUAUCGAAGUAGCUAAAAAGAAGUUUAAAAAACUGUCGUUACUCAUUCACCCCGACAAAAAUCCCGACGACCGCGAUAGGGCUGAUCAAGCUUUCGACAUUAUCAAGAAGGCAAUGAAACAAAUAGAAAAUCCACUUGAACUGAAUCGAUGUAAAGAUUGUUAUACCGAGGCUCGCGCGCGACUUUCUAUAGUGAUGUCUGAAAAAAGAAGAAAAGUCAAAAAGGAAACCGGUUCCAACGAGAUAGAAGAAGAUGACCCUGAGGUAUACAAAAAACAGCUUUGGAUAACAGUAACCAAAGUCUUUGCUGACCGAGAAAAGAAAAGGAAGAUGCUGGAGGACCGUGCAAAUGAAGAAAAACGUCGUGCUGCCGAGACCAUUCAACAAGCUGCAGAAAAGCGAAAACUUGCAGAAGAAUUUGCUAAAAACUACGAGGAGUCUCGUGAUGAGAGAUCGGGCAGUUGGCGUAACUUCCAAGCAAAGAAGGCGAAACGCGCAGAAGAUGGAAAAGUAAUGCGAGGAGCUGCGUUUCGUCCACCAAAACAAAAACUGCAGAAAUGA